Acanthosepion pharaonis is the source of this 690-nucleotide messenger RNA. The record is from the annotation of a GenBank genome assembly. Lineage: Eukaryota; Metazoa; Mollusca; Cephalopoda; Sepiida; Sepiidae.
AUGUCGGAGAUUAUCAAAUCAGAUGUCUACAGUGAGAAGGUUAUCUAUCUAUCUAUCUAUCUAUCUAUCUAUCUAUCUAUCUCAUUCUGUUCAUAUCUAUCUAUCUCAUUCUGUUCAUAUCUAUCUAUCUAUCUAUCUAUCUAUCUAUCUAUCUAUCUCACUCUGUUCAUAUCUAUCUACCUAUCUAUCUAUCUCAUUCUGUUCAUAUCUAUCUAUCUAUCUAUCUCACUCUGUUCAUAUCUAUCUAUCUAUCUAUCUAUCUAUCUAUCUCAUUCUGUUCAUAUCUAUCUAUCUAUCUAUCUAUCUAUCUAUCUCAUUCUGUUCAUAUCUAUCUAUCUCAUUCUGUUCAUAUCUAUCUAUCUAUCUAUCUAUCUAUCUAUCUAUCUAAAUAUGUACAAAACUAUGUAUGUAUAUAUCUAUCUCAGUCUGUUCAGAUCUAUCUAUAUAUCUAUCUAUCUAUCUCAAUAUGUUCAAUCUCUCUCUGGGAAUUAUAACGUUUAUUUAACUGAUUUUGCGCUUUCCAUCAUCUCUGGGUACCAUAUCUAUCUAUCUAUCUAUCUAUCUAUCUAUCUAUCUAUCUAUCUAUCUAUCUAUCUAAUUCUUUUCAUAUCUAUCUAUCUAUCGAAUUAUUUUCAUAUCUAUCUAUCUAUCUAUCUAUCUAUCUAUCUAUCUAUCUAUCUAUCUAUCUAA